UUAAUUUUGUUAGCGAAGUCGGCCGUGUAGUUGUCUUCUCGUUCGGCCGCUCUCAUUCGCCAUCGAUUUGGUCUCCAACUCGCGGCCCAAAAUCCCGAGCCUCCCCGCUUUCCCUUACAAUCUCGCUUCUCGGAAGCGCAACGGCAGCCAGGCGGCGGAUGACUACCAUGCUGCGAGAGUUGCGGCUGUCGCUGAACCAAACCCAGCGGGUGCGCCUUCAAUCCGCUCUCCAGCGGCUCCAGGACAUGGCUUCCCUCGCCUCCGCCGUUACCGUCGUCGCCGACACCAUCCCCGUCAACCACGAAGACAGCAUCCUUAAGGGCCAUGGGACGUCCGAUCUCAACGGCGAAGUAGUGGCCACUCUCUGUGGUGUGGUUGAGCGAGUAAACAAACUGGUGUAUGUCCGUGCUCAGAGAGCCAGGUACAAACCAGAGGUUGGAGAUAUAAUCGUCGGCCGAGUCAUUGAGAUUGCUCCAAAACGCUGGAGAUUAGAGAUAAAUUUUAGUCAAGAUGCAGUAUUGAUGCUUUCGUCAAUGAAUCUUCCAGAUGGUAUUCAGAGGCGGAGAACUGCAGUUGAUGAACUCAAUAUGCGCAGUAUCUUUGAAGAAAAUGAUGUAAUUUGCGCUGAAGUUCGUGGCUUUCAGCAUGAUGGGAGCCUGCACCUACAAGCAAGAAGUCAGAAAUAUGGAAAACUUGAGAGGGGUAUGCUGCUUACUGUCCCAGCAUAUUUGGUGAAGCGUCGGAAGCAGCAUUUUCACCAUCUAGAAAACUAUGGUGUUGACUUGAUUCUUGGAUGUAAUGGAUUCAUCUGGGUCGGAGAACAUGUAAAUUCAAAUGGAGAAAAUGAUAUGAUGGUAGACCAAGAGAACAGAGAAGGUCUAGUUAACAAAUCCGAGGUGGGACAAGCAACAUAUGAAGUGCAAGAGCAAAUCACACCACUUGAAAUCAGGAAGCAUGUAUGUCGGGUUGCUAAUUCCGUGCGUUUGCUCUGUGCCUUGGGCUUCAGUCUCACUGUUGAAGUGAUUGUUGACACAGUUGAAGCAAGUAUCUCAUCAAAUACAGAUAUAAAAGACAUACUUGCAGCUGAAUUUUAUGUUCAGACUGCAGAGAGGGAGGUCCAGCGCAGAGUUUCCCUGACUAGAAGGAAGGGUUAAUCCUAGGGUAAAUCAAACAUGUAGGUCGGCCGUUCAGAAUGUCUUGGCUUCGGUGUUUCUGUAUCCAAAGUAGUUUUAGUGCGUGAAGGGCUUGUGAAGCUAUUCCAGAACUAGGCCGUUCUUGGACAUCAAACCGCAACUUCUGUGUUUAAUUGAGAUUGAUGACAUGCCUAUCAGAAAAGCCAUGAACCGAGUUGUUAAAUCCAUGAAGUUUGACACCUUUCAACUGGUUUCAAUCAUGUUGAUAUGUUCUGCAUCAGAUAAAUCAGCUGGUGGUUGGAACCCAAAAAGUGUGGUAAUUGAUGCCUUUACAAUGUGUUUAUGCUAAUGUUUCCAGAUCAGGAUCAGUUAUCUCUAAUGUCUGUCAAGUUAUGACCGA
Musa acuminata AAA Group (dessert banana) is the source of this 1533-nucleotide messenger RNA. Its product is annotated as exosome complex component RRP4 homolog. Gene Ontology annotation, molecular function: RNA binding. Bases 159 to 1154 code for a protein of 331 amino acids. The record is from RefSeq and is a predicted model, not a curated record. Gene Ontology annotation, cellular component: nuclear exosome (RNase complex); cytoplasmic exosome (RNase complex). NCBI's taxonomy places the organism in Eukaryota, Viridiplantae, Streptophyta, Magnoliopsida, Zingiberales, Musaceae. The transcript is spliced from 7 exons. Gene Ontology annotation, biological process: poly(A)-dependent snoRNA 3'-end processing; TRAMP-dependent tRNA surveillance pathway; nuclear polyadenylation-dependent rRNA catabolic process.